Molecule: messenger RNA, 6332 nt
Organism: Anopheles funestus (African malaria mosquito)
Lineage: Eukaryota; Metazoa; Arthropoda; Insecta; Diptera; Culicidae
Product: gremlin-1-like
Exons: 3
Coding region: 1475-2320 (281 amino acids)
Biological process (GO): animal organ morphogenesis
Molecular function (GO): receptor ligand activity; BMP binding
Source: RefSeq, a predicted model, not a curated record
AUGUUAUGCUGUAAAACACUCAUUUUAUGUAAUAAUAGUUACGACUGCUCAAGAAAAAAAAAACACGAUUCAACAUUUCAUUAAGUCACAUUCUACUCAAACAAUAAUACCACCCUCGAUUGACGCAGACGUGUAUGAAAACCCGGCCACGGUUUCAAGCAGCUCGCGCUCAUUCAUUCCAUUCAUUGCUGGUUUGCCUGUCGAGACGUACGGACGUGUUUUCCAAUCGUUCGGUGUCGCGUUUUCGAAGUAAAGGGACAAAAAAAAACCAAACACACCAAAAGUUUCGUUACAUUUCGAUCCAGAAAGCACGAUCGUUACGACCGAUUCCGAACGCUGAAUUGUAUCAAUAUAGAGAUGUUGUUUCCGCUAUCACUGCAAAUGCCAAACAAAUCGUGUGUGCAAGCGACCAAACAAAUUAGCAGACUUUCGAGGUUCGCUUCACACUAAAUAAGCGGUGUUUAGUGAUUAGUGGUGACUUCGUGAAAGCGAAAGCUAAUUAAACACAAAACAACAGAUGUAGUGAUUUUUUAGGGCUAAAAUCGAACAACAAACGAAACGGCUUUUGUGAAUUUUGCAACCCUUUUGCACAAGCAGUUGUGCCUAAUUAUGUGUGUGCGUGAGUGUCGUGUGCCCCAAAGUGAUUGUGUAUCUGUGUCUCUGUUAGCGAUUGUUUUCCGUAUGUAUUUGUAAUUGUGCGACGCGUUUUUUGCCGCACUAAACACUAAACAUUGUUUCCCCUCUUAUUGGUAGGGAAAAGUGAUCCCUUUCUGUGGGGAAAAUUCUAAUUCUACGAUCGGGUUCCGGAUCGACCGGAAUUCGGUAGCUGGCGCCAUUUUCCAUUCGUACCCCUCCCCCGUUACGCCAAAGGAAAGCGUUUUAUGGCGAUCGAGUGCGCGCGUUCCGUCUUGCCGUUUGAUGAUUUAUAUCGUACAGCAAUAUAAAUAAACCCCUCGGUUGGGGUUAGUGUGCGAAAAUUUUUUCCAUAACUCGAUCGUUCGAACUCAAUCGAUCAGAGAGAAAAGUUUGUAUUUUUGUUGUUCUUUAAAAAAAAAGGCUGGAAAACUCAUCCAGAAAAUCAGUAGACACAUUUGUUCGACGCAUUUUCCAUCCCAUUUUCGCGUUCUUUCGCCAAACCGAAUGUCUCGCGCCUAAACACCGAAUAGAAAACAUCAUUUGGCGAGAUUUUCCCACGUUGACGCCAUCUCGGAGUGAUGCAAUUGUGGUGAUUUGUGGUUUGCUCUGAUUGCCCCACCACCCAUUUUCUCCCGCUGGCUAGAGGAGCAUCAUCAUCAUCAUCAUCAUCGGCCACCGUCCUACACUCACCGAUAGAAAUAUUUCCACCCCGCCCCGGCGCGUCGGACGACGCACGACGGGCCGAGAAGCGACCGCCUGCGAACAACUGCGAGACGUGAAGGAGCGACUUUUUCAGCCUUUUAUCAUCAGUUGUGCUACGUUGAACGAAACGUUCAAGAUGAAUCUACCGAUGAAGCUGCUGGUGCUGCUAUCGCUGCUCUUGGUUCACUCGUCGGGGCACCGGAUACAGCUGUCCGACUCCAUACUGGACAUCAUCAAUACCCGGCACGUGGAGCAAAUAUUGGCCGAACGGCGUGCGAACGCGUCGCGUGAAAACGAGAAACGCUACCUGGUGCAAAACGACCUAGACGAGGACGUCACGGAGGAUGGUACCGAUCUCUACCAGACACCGGAGGUGUCGAUCGAUUUUGAUUUCCACGGACGGCGCCAGGGAGGUCACGGUUCACGGCACCACGGCAUGUCUCACACCCCGGUUUCACACAAUGGAUCGGGCGGUGGCGGCGGCGGCGGAGGUGGUGGUGGUGCUGGUGGCGGUGGUGAUCUGCUCGCCGAUCUGCACGCCUACCGGGGCGACAAGCUGCUGAAGUCGAGCAAAAAUGCACUGCUGGUAACGCGCAAGGAGUAUCUGAAGAAGGACUGGUGCAAGACGGAACCGUUGGUGCAGCGGAUCCGCGAGGAGGGUUGCCUGAGCCGGACGAUCGUGAACCGCUUCUGCUACGGUCAGUGCAACUCGUUCUACAUCCCGAAGUCACCGAAGCGCAGGCGGCACGGUGGCAAACCCACCGUUGCGAGCUACUCGGCGACCAGCCGCCGUGAUCUGGACGGUGACUUUGAGGACGAGGAUCUGACCGGGCCCGCGUUCCGUUCGUGCGCGUUCUGCAAGCCGAAGAAGUUCACCUGGAUGACGGUAACGUUGCGCUGCCCAUCGCUCGUACCGCAGCUGCGGCGGAAGCGCAUCCAACGCAUCAAGCAGUGCAAGUGCAUCGCCGAACCGCUGCAUUGAAGUGGGAAGAACUGUGUACGUGCGUGUGUUUAUGAGAGUAUAUGCGUCCGAGUGUGUGUGUGUGAGACUGUGUGAAUGUGUAUGAUCGCUUGCAAGAAGAAUAGGUUUACAUUUUGAUUAGUAUUAUUGUUCGUAUUAUGUAGCUGUUACUAUUAUUUUUUUGUGUCUCACCGUUGUUGUUUUCCCUGUCUCAGUAAAUUAUGUGUAGUACACAUUUGUGCAUUUGGAGUCUGUGCAUCCAAUAGGGCAUUUUUGUUGGGUUUCGAUCCGCAGCUUUUGGGUAACUUAAAGCAAAAACACACACACAUCCGCUAUUACAGUUUUUAGUUCCAGAUGCCAUCUUUGUUGUGAAAGGUGAGGGUUAUAUGAUUGUUUGUUUGUUUUUUUUUUUUUUGGAAUGCUCACCUCAAAACACGAAGUGGAACAUCCUUGUCAGUUCGCAAAACGGCCAACCUUCCAUUUACGUCCAUGCGGCUAGGCGUUGGACGCGAGGCAGAUAAAGUUACCGCGAAGGUGUCACGCUCCGAUUUUGGGAAGGAUGCGACCAGUUUCCGUACGGCGUACCGUAGGAAGGUGGUAAUUUUCGCCUUUCCGUACGCUUAGAAUGAUGAAUGGUGCGCGAAUUUGCCAAACGCGCAGCAAACGCGCCGAGAGUAGCCUCCGCGGGUCCGUGUACUAUGUGGGCAACGAUGGGAAGCAACGCUGUAAAGAGACGUUUCCGCGGCUUCGUUUACAAGCGGCCAAACAAGAACGAGAGUUGGGUUCGGGGGAAAGUGUCCCCAGCAGGAAGGUUGGAAAGGAAACGGUCGUUAAAUGGGAAAUGUUAUAAUGAUCGUUUCAUGUGUAGCACGUUUAUUACAUCAGCGGGAAGUUCUGGGAGCGCGAGUAUUCUGCCGCUCAACAUCUGGAAUCUGAGCGAAGCAGUAAGCACUCAGCGGUUCGGUACUUUUCCCACUGUACAAGUUACUUAGUGUACUGGACGGGAAGUUUUUGCUUUUUACAGUUUGUAUCAUGCAAUAAUGAGCACAAUUACCCGGGACAGUAUCGCCGGUUGUCUGAGCAGUGUAUGGCGAUCGAUGGCGUACUUGUGAACAGUUGACUCAUCAGUAACGACUCUGAUCGCCAUACACAUACAUCACUAUUCUUGCUGCAUUUUGUGCACGUGACCGGAGCGCGGCAGUGACGAUUGAUGGAAGUCAUUCAGCUCGCUAGUAAGCGACCGGGUAACGGAUGAGUGAUCGCUUUGUGACGGCUAAGCAGCGCUCCAAAUUCAGCACAUCGUGUGCAGGGAACCCAGGGAACCAUCAUGUCCAUGAACUUGGGUGCUGAUCUCUGAUGUCAUGCUUCGGUAAGCAUGGUGCGAGAUGAUGGCAAGAUGAAACCCUUGCGGUAGCCGAUCGAGCCACCCGGUGGCAAGAUCUGGCAUGCAGGCCCUGACGAGUUCGUCGCCGCGUUCGCAUCGUCGUCGAUGAGAUAAUCGUGCCGAACCGGUGGGUCUCCCAGCCGCGCGCGGUUGGGGGACGAAUAAAUUAGUUAUGAUUGGAUGCGAAUUGCGGAAGGCUGGGCCGGGGAAGUAGGAGAACAUAGCGUCAGGUGGUAAAGCGAGAGAAUGUCACCGGCAGAGGACAGGUCGGCGAAAUACAAGCCGAUACCGUGCCGGACCGGCGUAUUGCCGCAGUAUCGAAGAAAUCGGAUAGAGCUAACACAAGCACCGAAUGGCGGUGUUAAUUAUGGGCACCGUCCCGUGGCCAAUACUGACCGUUGCUGCUGUUGUUGUUGCUAGUCCUAUCGAUCGGUGUAUCGGAUUUCCGUGCCUGCGAAAUGAUACGCAAAAAACGAAGCUGUGCGUGAGUCAUAGCGCUAGGAAAGCGCACGAGCCUCCCCGAAUAUCUGCACAGAGCAACCAAAGUACGGGGGCUGCCACGGAGCACGAAUGGGGCCGAAAUUUUGUCACCAAUCGUCUGCAUAAGUCACAACACACCUUUCAGGUGUGCUAAAUUUGUGUCGAAAAUGUUUGGCUUUUUUUGGUUGUUGUUGUUGUUGUUGUUUUGUGUUGAGUUACUAUACAGGGGGAAAAAAAGAAACAAGAGUCAAUCGAAUGCUGCGCAUGGAAUCACCUGCAUCGGAACCGGUCCGAUGAAUCAGCGUCUUGGAGUUCCUGACGCGCACGCAAUCGGAUAUGGGGCCGGCGGCUUUUCGCUUUUGCCGAUGCUGAUUGAACCGAGGCGUCGAUCAAUUAUCGUACGCGACGGAACAGCGGGAGCGCUGCUUGAUCAUACAUUUCACUGGGAAGCUUUUCCUUUCACGCGUGAUGAUGCUUGGAUAGGAGGUGUGUUUUUUUUUUUGGUAUUGGCUGGUGACCAUAUGCUGGGUGUGUGUGAAAUUUAUGUGGAUUAAUCAUCCAAAAAAACGAUGAUGCGAUGAAUGGAUGCACAGAAGGAUAAGCCAAAGGAUGCACGGGAAUGCAGUGCGUGAAAUAUAGGGACGUAAGUCAUCGAAAGCAAAAGAGAAAUGAAGGGAUAAAAUCACACACAAAACUACCCACAAACACACCAUAAUAAUAAUAAACAUGAAGUAAUGAAAUCGUAACCACCUUUCUAGUUGUAGUGCAAAAAGAAAUAUUUAUUGUAUAGCAGAACCGAACAAACGAUGGAAUGGAUGAAGUUUUAGGAGAAGGAUGAAAAAGAAAAGAAAAAAAAAAAAACAAAACAGCGUAAAAUCAAUUUCAAAAUGCAUAAAAAGUGUAGAAAAACAAAUGUUAUUUAACUAUUACAGAAAGAAGAAGAAAACAGUCCCGAAGUAGCGAAGUACCAGUAGAAAUCGAAUCGAAAUGUACACACGAAACACGAACCGAAUGAAGGAAGGAAAAAUGUGGAAACCCAUCUGGAGAUAGUUAAAGGAAAAUUAGAUCCUUUCUAAGCAAAUGCCAUGUCAAAUAGUGUUGCGUUUUGCGUGUUUCUGUGUGUUUUUCUGUUAUCAGUAAGCCACAUAUUUAUGGGAGCAAAAGCCCUAUUAACUAGCGAUAAUGAAGAUCCCUUUCCACAAUCCAACAGCAGUAUUGAAGUUAUUGAAUAUUGGAGAACAAAACAAAGAAAAAAAACAAGCAAUGAUUGUUGUGUUUUGUUUCAUUGCAUGUCGAAUGUUGUAGCAGGCGCAGAGUUUAGUGUUAGUUUGCAAUGCAAAGCAAUCGAAAACGAUUCACGAUAGCUUCCAGAGUGGUAUUUUGAAUGAAUAGGACAAAAAUCGAUAAUUGACAAAAAAAUGUCAAAAGGAUAGAUUUGAUUUUGUGCAGUAUGCGGCCACACAAUUAUUUGAGAAAUUGUGUUUGUUUGUAUUGUAUAGCUGUUGAAUUUCUUUCACAUGAGUAUUAUACUAGACUCAAUAGGACAGAACGAAGAGAAUAGCAGGAGGUGACAAAUGAACAGCAAAAAAAAAAGGGAAAACACAUUAACACACACAAUCUUCAAAUCAGAUGGUUCCUACAAUUGUAAUAUUAAUUAGUUAUCGCCCAUGUUGUUUGUAAUUUAAUUCACCCAGAAACUGUAAUUGGACCAGUUGUUAUUUGGGCAGCAAUUAGCGCUUAAACGGUUGGGACGCGUACGUUCGUCCAGCAGCUGGAAUGCGUACCGAUUUGGUUGGGGGCCGCCUUUAGGUGUGAAGCAAUUUGUGUACGUCACGUGUGCGUGGAGUGAAUCCGGUUAGGUGGAAAAAAGGCCACGAUGAUAAGGCGAAUUUAGGGUUUUGAACAAAAAAAAACCAGGUUUCUUCUUUCUAGCAGCGUAGAAAGAGUUAGAUUUGAACGCAACCCUCCAGAAAAGGGAAAGCUUUUGUAGAUUUGGUUAAGCAUUAGCACUGGUGAUCUUGUCUGUCGAAAAGAACACGAGUGUUGACGAAAAGUAGCUGUGAAGCUGUGAAGAGGAUGGUUAAGGUGACACGCGCGGAAAAACAAAAACAUACAAACAAACAAACAAACAAAACAAAUAUAUAAAAAUAAACCACUACUAAAAGAGAG